AUGGGGCCCCCGGGCAAUAGGCGAUCAUGGGACCCCUGUGUCCUUGCCUAAACUCAAAAAAGCCUAUGAAAAAGACCUUUUUUUUUUUGAGAAACUAGAGACCACAACCAAAUAUUAAAAGGAUGGCCUAUACUCCAACAGGCAAUGCUGUCUACAGUAGUCAUCUACUACAAGCAGGGGUGGACUGACAACUCAUGGGGCCCCUGGGCAAUAGGGGAUCAUGGGGCCCUUGUGUCCUCACCCACACCCAAAAAAGCCUAUGAAACAGCAUCUCAUGGGGCCCCCUACUGACCCCGGGCCCUCGGGCAGUGCUCGAAUGGUCAGUCUGCCCCUGAC
Staurois parvus is the source of this 336-nucleotide messenger RNA. Lineage: Eukaryota; Metazoa; Chordata; Amphibia; Anura; Ranidae. The record is from the annotation of a GenBank genome assembly.